CAGACCUGGCGUUCUGUUUCCUUUCUCGUCACCACACCCCUGGAGAGUCCCUGAGUGGCGACUGUUGACCCUUUAUAUAUACAGCAAUAGAUGCUGUGGAGGAAAGGACCCCCCACACACAAUUGCCUAGGCCUCUGUUUGCUGGCCUGGGCCUGCUUUGUAGCUAACAGACCUAAAACCUCAACCAAACUAAGGCCUAGUCUACACUACAAGUUUAGGUCGAAUUUAGCAGCGUUAAAUCAAAUUAAGCCUGGACACGUCCACACGACAAAGCCCUUUUUUUUUUACUUAAAGGGCCCUUUAAACCGGUUUCUUUACUCCACCUCCGAUGAGGGGAUUAGUGCUGAAAUCGGCCUUUCCAGAUCAGAUUUGGGGUAGUGUGGACGGAAUUCGACGGUAUUGGCCUCCGGGAGCUAUCCCAAAGUGCUUCAUUGUGUCCGCUCUGGACAGCACUCUCAACUCAGAUGCACUGACCAGGUAGGCAGGAAAAGCCCUGCGAACUUUUGAAUUUCAUUUCCUGUUUGCCCAGCAUGGACAGCACAGGUGACCACACAGAGCUCAUCAGCACAGGUAACCACGGAGUCCCAGGAUCACAAAAGAGCUCCAGCAUGGACCGAACGGAGGUACGGGAUCUGCUCGCCAUAUGGGGAGACGAAUCAGUGCUAGCUGAACUCCAUAGCAGUAAAUGAAAUGGCAAAAUAUUAGAAAAAGUCUCAAAGGCCAUGAAGGACAGAGGCCAUAACAGGGACUCACAGCAGUGCCGUGUGAAAAUUAAGGAGCUAAGGCAAGCCUACCGCAAAGCCAGAGAGGCAAACGGAAGGUCCAGGGCAGAGCCGCAGACAUGCCGCUUUUACACGGAGCUGCAUGCAAUCCUAGGGGGUGCAGCCACCAAUACCCCAACCGUUUGCUUUGACUCCGUCAAUGGAGAAGCACGCAACAGGGAAGCAGGUUCGGGGUACGAGGAAGAUGAUGAUGAAGACAAUGAAGAUAGCUCACAGCAAGGAAGCGGAGAAACCGGUUUCCCCAACAGCCAGGAUAUGUUUAUCACCCUGGACCUGGAACCAGUAACCCCCGAACUCACCCAAGGCGUGCUCCCAGACCCUGAGGGUGCACAAGGGACCUCUGCUGCAAAUGUUUCUCCUUCACAGAGGCUAGUGAAGAUUAGAAGGAGAAAACGGCGGACUCGGGAUGAUAUGUUCUCAGAGCUCCAGAUGUCCUCCCAUGCUGACAGAGCACAGCAGAAUGCGUGGAGGCAGUCAAUGUCAGACUACAGAAAAGCACAAUAUGAACGAGAGAAGAGGUGGUGGGCUGAAUCGCGGGAUGAACAGAGCAAGUGGCGGGCUGAAGAUGAUAGGUGGCGUCAGCUUGCAGACAGAAGGCAAGAGUCGAUGCUCCGGCUGCUGGAGCAUCAAAUUGAUAUGCUCCAGCAUAUGGUUUAGCUGCAGGAAAGGCAGCAGGAGCAGAGACCGCCGCUACAGCCCCUGUGUAACCAACAGCCCUCCUCCCCAAAUCCCAUUGCCUCCUCACCCAGACGCCCAAGAAUGCGGUGGGGGGCCUCCAGCCACCAAGCCACUCCACCCCAGAUGAUUGCCCAAGCAUCAGAAAGCUGGCCUUCAAUAAGAGUUAAAGUUUUAAAGAUUUAAACUGCAGUGUGUCCUUUUCCUUCCCUCCUCCCCCACCCCUCUCGGGCUACCUUAGCAAUUAUCCCCCUAGUUGUGUGAUGAAUUAAUAAAGAAUGCAUGAAUGUGAA
This is a messenger RNA of Malaclemys terrapin pileata, 1750 nucleotides long. Its product is annotated as C-type lectin domain family 7 member A-like. The coding region runs from base 723 to 1439 and encodes 238 amino acids. The record is from RefSeq and is a predicted model, not a curated record. Lineage: Eukaryota; Metazoa; Chordata; Testudines; Emydidae. The transcript is spliced from 2 exons.